Molecule: messenger RNA, 1669 nt
Organism: Rhodofomes roseus
Lineage: Eukaryota; Fungi; Basidiomycota; Agaricomycetes; Polyporales; Fomitopsidaceae
Exons: 4
Coding region: 194-1438 (414 amino acids)
Biological process (GO): signal transduction
Cellular component (GO): nucleotide-activated protein kinase complex; nucleus; cytoplasm
Molecular function (GO): protein kinase binding
Source: RefSeq, a predicted model, not a curated record
CCGGAUACCUUCCUCGUCGUCGUCAACGUCGUCAAAGUCGCCAGUGCGGUGAACUCCAGCACCUCCAGCAGCAGCCUGCUCGCUGCCUGUCAGCCCCCGCACAUUGCGCAUACACUCACUUCCGCCCAGCAUAAACGCACCCAUACACCGCAGGAACCCCCUCAACGACUAAUUCACGACAGUGCAGACGGCGAUGACCGAGCUACACGAGAUUACUUUCCGGUGGCCCUACACCGACGCCCACAACGUAAUCGUCACGGGCUCCUUCGACGGGUGGUCGAGCUCGACGCACCUCUCUAAAACGCCCGCGGGCUUCGAGGGCACCGCGCGCGUGCCGUGGGGCACGAAGGUCGUGUACAAGUACAUCGUCGACGGCCGCUGGACCACCGCGGACGGCCAGCCCACCGAGGUCGACCCCAUCGGCAACCUCAACAACGUCUACUCCGCCCCACCCGCCCCAGAGCCGAAAGCAGAGGAAGCGGCGAGCGCAGGCGUGGUGGACACGGUGAAAAACGCGGUCGCGGGGCUCUCGCAGACCGCCGCGGCGAUGGUCGAGGCGAUGGCGCCUUCCGUCGAGAGUCCGUCGCCCGCCGCAGACUCCACACCCGCUGUGAAACCCACAUCGUUGUCUUCCCCGCCCGCAGACCCGCAGCCCGCGCCAUCACAGGUAGAGCCGACACCAACAAGCGAGCCCGUCGCACCAGGGGUUGUCUCACCGCCCUCCGAGCCCGCCGCGCCGGAGCUCGCACCGGAGGCCCCUGUGCACAUCCUCCCGCUCGAACCCGCGCCCCCUGCAUCAACGAUCGUUGAGGGCACUUCGGUUGACCCAGUCCCAGCUACGAACGGAGUGAAUGGCACGAGCAAGGCGUACGGCGGGAUAGACGGGGAGAACGCGCCGUCGACGCACGAGGUCGCGGGGGAGUCGCUCGUGGGCGAGGCGAAGCGCGAGCAGGCGAUGGAGGGCGAGCCCGCAGUGGUCGUCCCCGAGAGCGCCGAGAAGCCCGCCACGAACGGCACACCUGCACUGGAAGAGGCGAAGCCCGCCGUGAACGGUUCCUCCGAAGAAGCGAAGCCCACCACCAACGGCACCUCAGAAGCGAAGCGCGCCCCCAACGGCACCCCCGCGCCCGCCUCCCCGUCCCCACCGACCACACCCAAAGAAAAGUCCAGCCGGAUGCGCUUCCCCUCGCUCUCCGCGCGGCACAGCCGGCGUUCGAGCUCGAGCGCGCACGCGUCCCUCACCGACCUCGGCGACUCCCCCACGUCGAGCCCCGUGAGCAGCCCGAGCAAGGAGAAGCUGGAGACGCACGCGAGUCGCGCGGGCGCGGGCGAGACCGUCAGGAGGAAGCGGACGAGCAUAUUCGGGAAGCUGAAGGGGAUAUUCGACUCGCCCGGGCACGCGAACGGGCAUGGCAAGCCAGCGACGAAUGGCGCGUGAGCGUGCCUGUUGUGGAACGAGCGGACGGGGAGUGGUGGAAGUGGAUAGACGGCCGGGCGUAGGCUCGGCGUUACGACUCGUCAUGCCUGUAGUUAGUUCUCUGUGUCUCGGUUCUGCGUCUGCGUUUGUUCUCUCGAGUCCCGUCUCUGGUUUGGAUUACCCCUCUUGCUAGUCAGUUCUCUCGUAGAUAGUACAUAUUAACUCGGUAUGUUGGCAUUCGCCUUCAGCUGG